Messenger RNA from Condylura cristata (star-nosed mole), 943 nucleotides. RefSeq names its product toll interacting protein (gene TOLLIP). The transcript has 3 exons. The coding region runs from base 8 to 445 and encodes 145 amino acids. The record is from RefSeq and is a predicted model, not a curated record. Gene Ontology annotation, cellular component: cytoplasm. Gene Ontology annotation, biological process: ubiquitin-dependent protein catabolic process. Gene Ontology annotation, molecular function: ubiquitin binding; ubiquitin conjugating enzyme binding. Lineage: Eukaryota; Metazoa; Chordata; Mammalia; Eulipotyphla; Talpidae.
CUUCUCCAUGGACGACCGCAUCGCCUGGACCCACAUCACCAUCCCCGAGUCCCUGAAGCAGGGCAAGGUGGAGGACGAGUGGUACAGCCUGAGCGGGCGGCAGGGGGACGACAAGGAGGGCAUGAUCAACCUGGUCAUGGCCCACACGUCCCUGCCGGCCGCCGUGAUGAUGCCGCCCCAGCCCGUGGUCCUGAUGCCCACUGUGUACCAGCAAGGCGUGGGCUACGUGCCCAUCACAGGGAUGCCCGCCGUCUGCAGCCCCGGCGUGGUGCCCGUGCCCCCAGCCGUGAGCGCCCAGCCCCGCUGCAGCGAGGAGGACCUGAAGGCCAUCCAGGACAUGUUCCCCAACAUGGACCGGGAGGUGAUCCGCUCGGUGCUGGAGGCCCAGAGAGGGAAUCGGGACGCGGCCGUCAACUCCCUGCUCCAGAUGGGCGAGGACUCCUAGGCCCGCCGGCCCCCGCGGCCUGGGGCCGCCCCGCUCUCCGUAGCCCCUCCCCCGCGUCCGGAUGCAUGCGGGCUCCCCGUCCCCAGCCCUCCUGGCGGGUGCCCCCCGUGCAGGGGCAUGCCGGCGCAUCGGCGCAUCCUCCCGCCCCACGGGCCGGAGCCCAGUCGCCUUCGCUUGGGGAUGUUUCCGGAACUUGAGCUGAAAGCGCCUGCCUCUCCCUCACCGUUCUUUUGGUUCUGGGCCGCGCCGGUGCCCUGGGGCCGGGAAGCCGGCCCGGGCGCUUGCCACCAGGGCCGCGGCGGGGAGGCGGGAGCCCUGCCCCAUUGGCCUGCACCCAGUCGGUGCCCCGGGUGGAUCUGAGGGGAGGGCAGGUGCGGCCGGCCCUGCGGGCGGUGGGGGCGCAGGUGGUGGGCCCGCGGCUGCCCAGGCCCGGCUGAGAGACGCCCGGGGGGGCGUGGCCUCGCGGACGUGAGCACUUUAAUACAGGCGAUUCGAGGA